CUAAAGUUUGGCUCCAUCGCAUAGAGCUCCUUGGGGAAAACAGGCUCCACCACCACUCGCCAAUUCGAAUGCUUGUCGAGCCGACAUUCCCAAACGGACCCCCACCCAAUUUUCCCCGUCCUUAUCGGCCCUCCAAUCAAUGUGCUUAAAGCUCAGGCAGUGGCGUAGGACUGAGCACCAAAUUCCUUAAGACGGAAUCCGGAUUCUCUUAUAAAAGAUGUACGGUGAUCACACUGACACGAGAUCGACGUCUCCAGUGGCGUCGUCGGUGAAGGAUUUCGACGUGUUGGGUCACUACAAGGAGACGGGCUCGUUCAGGAGCUGGGCGCAGAAGACUGCGGAGAGCUACCAGCUCCAGCUUGCUCUGGCACUUCGCCUCUCCGCCCAGGCUGCCCGUGCCGAUGAUCCCAAUUUCUUGGAUUUCAAAUCCAGCGACUGGGGAACUCCGUCGCCUUCUGCUUCUGCUGAGGCUAUGUCUCAUCGAUUCUGGGUGAAUGGCUGCUUGUCAUACUUUGACAGAAUUCCGGAUGGUUUUUACCUUAUCCAUGGGAUGGAUCCAUAUGCGUGGACUCUAAGUACUGAUGAGCAGGACAGUGGUCGGGUCCCAUCGUUUGAAUCGUUGAAGGUCGUUGACCCCCGUGACGAUAUGUCAAUCAAAGUGGUUUUGAUCGAUAAAUCUAGAGAUCCUGGUUUGAAGGAAUUGCAGAAUAGGCUAAUCAUUCUUUCUGGUGGCUGGAUUCCCAUAGAAGAGAUGGCUGAUCAGCUUGCAAUAAUUGUUUGUAAUCAAUUGGGGGGUGCGGCUUCUACAGAAGAAAAUUUGGGUGCACGCUGGGGGGAGAGUUUUGAAGUUCUGAAAGACUGCCGAGGCUCUGUCAUACAACCAAUUGGAAGCUUAUCAGUAGGCCUUUGUGUCCAUCGUGCGUUAAUGUUUAAAGUGCUAGCGGACAUAGUUAACCUACCAUGCCGAAUUGCAAAGGGCUGCAAAUACUGUAGAAGGGAUGUAUCUGCCUCCUGCCUUGUGCAAUUUAGCCCUGGAAGGGAAUAUUUGGUUGAUUUGAUUGGGAUGCCAGGAGCAUUAAGCCAGCCAGAUUCCUCACUCAAUGGUACAUCCUCCAUCUUGGUCUCUUCACCAUUAUGUCAUCCAAGAUUUAAACAAGCCAGGGCAGAGAACUCCAGUAUGCUAGCCAAACUGUAUUUCUCCGAUUGCCAGCCACUUCAUCUUCAAUUUGACGAUGCUUCUUCAGGUACUGCUUUCAAUGAAGAUGACAAAACUGGCUCAAAGGUCUCUGGUCAUAUGAGUGACUUUGAUAGAAAAAAUAUUGUACACACUACAAGUGAAUACCAUGAUAGUAAAUCAGUUAGUUCAAGUAUACUUAAUCUUGAUGAAGAGGACUUGGUUAUCCCAUGGAGUGAACUUGUUCUAAAGGAGAAAAUUGGAAAAGGUUCUUUUGGAACUGUUUAUUAUGCUAGCUGGCGCAGUUCAGAUGUUGCCGUCAAAAUUCUUAUUGAACAAGAUUUCCAUGCAGAGCGCUUCAAGGAAUUUUUAAGAGAGGUUGCAACCAUGAAACGUUUACGACAUCCAAAUAUUGUUCUCUUCAUGGGUGCUGUUACUCAGCCCCCAAACUUGUCCAUAGUUACUGAAUACUUAUCAAGAGGUAGCUUGUAUACACUUUUGAAAAUGCCUGAUGCUGGAGUGAUAUUGGAUGAGAAGCGUCGAAUAAAUAUGGCUUAUGAUGUGGCAAAGGGGAUGAACUAUCUUCAUCAACUUAGACCUCCUAUUGUCCAUCGAGAUCUGAAGUCUCCAAAUCUUUUGGUGGAUGCGGCAUAUACAGUAAAGGUUGGUGACUUUGGCCUUUCCCGCUUGAAGGCAAACACUUUUCUUUCAUCCAAAACAGCUGCAGGGACUCCUGAGUGGAUGGCACCAGAAGUUCUCCGUAAUGAGCCAUCUGAUGAGAAGUCUGAUAUUUACAGCUUUGGUGUAAUCUUGUGGGAACUUGUGACCCUGCAACAGCCUUGGAGAAAUUUAAAUGCACCACAGGUUGUUGGUGCUGUCGGUUUUAAGGGUGAAAGGCUCGAGAUUCCAAACACUGUAAAUCGUGAAGUGGCUGCCUUGAUUGAGGCCUGCUGGGUUAGUGAACCCCGGAAACGCCCUUCAUUCUCGCAAAUUAUGAAAUCUUUGCAGCAAGUUCUCAUAAAUUUCAAAACUCAGCGAGCUCGUGCACACAUUCCAUGAUUUAUCAAGAGGGCUGGAACACUAGUAAGAUAUGUAUAUACGUUCAUGCAUGUGCAUCGUUGCCCUUUUGAUGCUCUCUCUCAUAGUAGCCAGAAUUCUUAUUGUGCUAAUCAUUCAGGGCCUCUGCCCCAGAAAGCGUUCAUGGAAAAAUAGGUUUGUUACUGAUCUCAGUUUCUAUUUUCUAAGAGGACAAUGUCUACUUUAAAAAAGGAAGCAUAGCCUGGAAUUCCUGCUCUCUCACCUGGGGGCAUUCUGACUUAACCCCAAAUGAAAAAAUAUAUAUAUAUAUAUAUAUAUCGAUGAGUUUGUCAGAGAGAAAUCAAAGAACGACCCAGUAUCCACUGCCAUGGUUUGCAAGUUUUGGGUCUUGUACUUUUCAAAAGCUAAUUUGAUGUUUGAACCCAAAAGCCUCAAAUGGCAAUGAUCAGAACUCUAUUGUUUGUGUCCCUGAUGUUUGAUGGGAAGACCUUUGAUGCAGAAACUCGAUCACUGCACCA
Molecule: messenger RNA, 2730 nt
Organism: Juglans regia (Persian walnut)
Lineage: Eukaryota; Viridiplantae; Streptophyta; Magnoliopsida; Fagales; Juglandaceae
Product: serine/threonine-protein kinase CTR1-like
Exons: 15
Coding region: 218-2233 (671 amino acids)
Biological process (GO): protein phosphorylation
Molecular function (GO): ATP binding; protein kinase activity
Source: RefSeq, a predicted model, not a curated record